AUGCAAGACCCUUCUCGCCCCGCCACCGGCUACCCCGCUCCGCCCUUCCACCACCCAAACGGCGGCCAACAUCCGCCGCCCGCCACCGCAUAUCCUUAUGCCGCCGCUCCCCCUCCCUACCCCCAACCCCAAUAUUACAACCCCAAUUACCCACCUCCCCGCUCCUACGCCUCCCGCUCCUUCUUCCGCGCCUUCUUCGCCACUAUGAUUUGCCUCGCCGUCAUCUUUGGCGUCAUCCUCAUCGUCACGUGGCUCGUCCUUCGCCCUUCACUCCCUCACUUCACCAUCCACACCCUCUCCCUCACCAACCUCUCCACCACCGCGCAAUCCCUCUCCGCCACGUGGCACGUCGCCUUCCUCGUUCGCAACGGCAACAAGAAGAUGACCAUCACCUACAACUCCAUCCACUCCGCCCUCUUCUACCGCAUCAUCAACAUCGCCGAGUCCCAGCUCGUCCCCUUCAAACAGGACACCAAGUCUGAGACCACCAUCAAUACUACUCUCGUCGCCGCUGGCACCUACCUCCAACCCUCCCUCAUCAACGAUCUCAACGCCGAACGAAGCUCAAAUUCCGUUCUCUUUGACAUCCAGGUUGUCGCCUCGACCUCCUUCCGCUCCGGUUCCUGGAGGUUCCGGACGCGCUUCCUCAAGGUUCUCUGCCGGAAAGUUCCUGUUGGUGUUUCCUCGAAUGCCACUUCCGGCGAAUUGGUCGGUGGAGAUCGGGAAUGUCAGGUUUGGACGUGA
Molecule: messenger RNA, 744 nt
Organism: Sphenostylis stenocarpa
Lineage: Eukaryota; Viridiplantae; Streptophyta; Magnoliopsida; Fabales; Fabaceae
Source: the annotation of a GenBank genome assembly